GUUAGCAAUCGUUAGACGAGCUGUAUCAUUAGCGCAGUUCUGCCAAUCUGUCAACAUUUUACUGUCUGUUAAAUCUUUUCGUCCACAUUUACUUCACCGUCAAGGCAUUGUAUAAAUUACUGAACAGCAGCGAAAAAGGUUCUUCUCCUGACCUGAAAGGAUGGCACAGGGUGGCAAACUGGCCAUCCUCCUCUCCAUCCUUGUGGGCGUUUUCAUGCUGACUUCUCUGGAUGGGCGACCCCAACGUUCAACUAUGGUCAUAUCUGCUGUUAACAAUACUGCUUGGAAAGGUACCAUGGACUCGCUUUUUAAAGACGUGGCAGCAGAGGUUUCAAGCUAUGCUGAUGUGGCUAAACGGAUCAUCGACCUUGCUGUGUUUGGAGCUGCCCAGAACCGCUCAUAUAGACGUCUAGCUGACUUCACCGACACCAUCGGGAACCGUGUCAGCGGCUCUCUCAACUUGGAGAUGGCUAUUAAAUAUAUGUACAAAGCCAUGAUGCAGGAUGGUUUGGACGUACAUCUGGAACCAGUCAAAGUCCCACACUGGGUGAGAGGAAAGGAGAGUGCACAGAUGAUUUUGCCGAGAGUGAAGAAUCUGGAAAUACUGGGACUCGGUAGCAGUGUAGGGACGCCACUUGAAGGUAUUGAAGCGGAGGUGUUGAUUGUUCAGUCUUUUGAGGAACUGAAACGCAGAGCCAGCGAGGUCUCAGGAAAGAUUGUGGUCUUCAAUCAGCCGUUUGUCAGCUACGGGGAGACAGUGGCUUACCGUGCAUACAGCGCCUCAGAGGCAUCAAAAUUUGGAGCAAUAGCAACGCUCAUUCGAUCCAUCACUCCUUUCUCAAUUAAUAGUCCUCACACUGGUUGGCAGGACUACCAAGAUGGUGUGAAGCGCAUCCCUGCGGCGUGCAUCACCAUCGAGGAUGCUGAGCUAAUGUGGCGCAUAGCGCAGAGGGGACAGCGGGUCACCGUCAGACUCACUAUGGGCGCCAGGACCUUUCCAGAUGCCGAUUCCUUCAACACGGUAGCAGAGAUAAAAGGAUGGCAGCACCCUGAGCAGGUGGUCCUUCUGAGUGGUCAUCUGGACAGUUGGGAUGUAGGCCAAGGUGCCAUGGAUGAUGGGGGUGGAGCCAUGAUAUCCUGGGAGGCCCUGUCACUAAUCAAAGAUCUAGGUUUGCGUCCAAGGAGAACCAUGCGCACAGUGCUAUGGACAGGGGAAGAGGCGGGUGGAGUUGGAGCGCAGCAGUACUUCAAUCGACACAAGGUGAAUGUGUCCAACAUUGACAUGGUCAUGGAGUCAGACAUGGGGACAUUCAGACCAGUGGCGCUGCAGUUUACUGGCAGUGUUGCAGCACAAAAGGUGAUGGAGGAGGUGGUCAAACUCUUAGCUCCCCUCAAUACGACUAAGCUGGAGAUGCACGGUGAGGGGACGGACAUCUCACCUUGGAUGCAGGCCGGAGUACCGGGUGCCAGCCUCCAUGUGGCGGACAGUCGCUACUUUUGGUUCCACCACACAGAAGCUGAUACCAUGACCGUUCAGGACCCUCAGGACAUGGACCUCUGCUCGGCACUUUGGGCUGUGGUGGCCUUUGUGGUAGCCGACCUGGAGGACAUGCUACCCAGGUAGAUAGGUGCGUGCUGAUGACACUGCAGCUAAGCAGUUUAUGUACUGAAUAUAUUGGUGAAGCUGCAGCUCAGGGACCAGAGACUAUCAUUGCACAUGUGAAACCAAAAUACAACAUAUAAGGGAGGUUUUUUUUUCUUAAGAAAAAUAUCAUAGUCAUCUUUUUAAAAAUAAUGUCUUUAUAUCAUACUGCCUUAACAUUAAGCAGGAGGGACAGUAAUGUUUCUAUCACUUAACAUUUCUCUCCCAAGAGAACAUCCUUAUUUUUUUACUUUUUAAAUUUUACAUUGUUUAAAAGUAUUGUUUUUAAUACCACAUGUGCAUGUGCUUUUUAAGGUUUUACAAUGAUCAGUUUGUUUUAUUUUGAGCAAUAAAUGGCCAUUACUUGAAACAUACAUUCAUUAACAUGGCAUUACGCUUACGAGGUUGGGUGUUUUCAGAAGAUGCAAGUGAUGACAAAUGUGCUACUAAAUCAUGGGUGCCCAGACUUUUUCCAGAAAAAAUAAAGAACGCGGGAGCCACUUCAGAGGUUCUAAAACCAAUCCAUUGUAGGUCAAUAUAUGCUAAGCUAUCUGAACAAAACUGCCACAUUUCUGCUUAAGUGGUUGUUCCGGGACGCAAAAGUGGGUUGCAGAUUUUCUAUGCUGCUUAAUCCUCAUUAAAGUCAAGGGGGUAUGCUGGAGCCUAUCCUAGCUGACUUUUAGGGGGAAGUGGGGUACACCCUGGACUGGUCGCCAGCCAAUGGCAGGGCACAUAUAGACAAACAACCAUUCACACUCACAUUCAUACCUAUGGACAAUUUAGAGUCGACAAUUAACCUAACAUGCAUAUUUUUGGAAUGUGGGGGGAAGCCGGAGUACCCCGACAAAACCCACUCACGCACGGGGAGAACACGCAAACUCCACACAGAGAUGCCCAAGUGGAGAUUCAAACCCUGAUCUUCCAGCUCUCCUGACUGUGUGACCAACAUGCUAACCACUAGGCAUUUAAAUAUUUCAAUAAAUAUUUUUUAAUAAGAUUUUGUUUUUUAAGAAAAACUGAGCAUUUAGUCAUCUUCCCAUGUUAUGCACAUUAUAAGUGAAAUAUCUGAUUUUGCGGUCUUAUUUGAUGCAACUUUCAUGUUUAAUUUCAAUUCAUGUAUUCUUUAUGUGCAUGCAAUUAUCACAUCCUUCCUCAUCUCCUUGACAAAAUGCCUUAAUAAAUUUCUCUAAGAUGCUAUUUGCACAUGUAAUUGUGUAUUCAUGUUAAAAAUAUGACAUAGGCGAUUUAAAAAAAAUCCUUGAUAUAAAUAUAAAACAAUGACGCAAAUAAGUGUAAAAACAAUACAAAGAAAAAGGACAAACGUCUAAAAACUAAUACAAAUAAAAAUGACUUCAAUGAAAAUCUUAAAAAGUAAUAAAAAUGAAAAUAAAAAUGACUAACAUAAAAGUCUAAAAAAUAAACAUAAAAUGACAAAAGUGUAAAAAACAAUUUAAAAAAAUGACUGAAAUAAAAGUGGGUUGCGACUAAAUGGCCAUUGCAAAAUGUGCAUCCCAGGUUGAGGCCAUUUGAGAACCCAAGUUAUAGGUGACAGUUAAUUAGUGUAUUUUUUUUGCAAUCAGGGUCAGGAAAACCUUCUCUUCUGGCCUAACACGAUCAGAAACCCUGACGUGCAUUUAGAACUUAAAAUCUAGUAUUUGUUCCAUGAAAUUGUAGUAAUUUAUUCCCAACAGUCUUAUUUUUGUUGCAUGUUUCUUGGUUGCGCUGUUCGAGUAGUGUAAGUGUAUGUUAGAUUUUUGUCCAAUUAAAUUUCACCUUCUUCUUCUUCCAUGUUAAACUAAUCUACCCAAGGUUUUUAGAAUCAGUAGUGCUUAACCGAUGCUGCUUGAGCACUUAUUAACAAUGGGGCUGUUUCUUUACCUCACAAUACAAUAACGUUAGCAUCUUUCCAUCCUGUUUGGUUGAUCAGAGCAGAACUGUUUGACAUGCCUUCAAUGACUGACUGAGGAGGAGAAAUUGACAUCUGUGGUGUGUAGAUGAAUUUUAUUUAAAAGGUAUGUGUUUUUGUCAGUUUUUUUUUUUUUUUUAGAUAAAUAUUAAUUCUGAACUGCUCCAGUUGACGUUGUAGUGUAGAGGUUCGGCGUUGUCUGAACCCUUCUCUAAGCCAUUUAAUUUGUGCUUGUUAUAUUUGGCUGAGCGCCAAAAUCUACUAGCAUCGCUGGUCACGGGUGGCGGUUGCUAAUGCUCAGUUACUCACAGAAAUGUUACUAGCAAAGGCAUAUUGAAUUUGAAGAUAAAGGGUUAGAAAUUGAUAAAGGGUGUCUUGCUUUACUAAUAAUGGUAUUGUAAUAACCUGGCAUUUAUGUCUAGUGUUAGAGAUUGUUUUUUUUGUAAGCGACUGGAUGGUGCAGUGGGUGACGGGGUUCAAAUCCCAGUCAGCUGAAUGGAAACGUACAGCAAUAUAAAUUAUUAUUUUUAACACCACCGACCCUCAGUGUCUGCUGAGAAAAAAAAUCUGUCUGGUAAUAUCUAAUAAUACUGUACUGUACAUAAUACUUUUAUACGAGCUGCAAGCAGAAAAUGGCCCCUGGGCCGCACGUUGGAUAUCCCUGUAAAUGCUAGAUGCAAAAUGAAUUAGUCAAAUUUAUGAUGACGAACACACACACUUGCCAAUCAACUGAUAAGUCAGAAUUCCCUUCAGUGACGACAAAGAUCCUCUUGGAAACUGUGUAUCCAUAGGAUGGAUGUUGUUGAAACAGGCUUUAAGUCACUUUUUGUCAGUGUCUGCUGAACUCAUGGGAUGAUUCACACUCACACACACAGUUGUGUUCGUUGCGAAAUAGUCAGUAGAGGUUUAACACAAUGAGUCACACAUUAGUGCUGACAUGGGCUGCAAGAAGCCACAUGCAAGCGCAAACAACACAGACGUCAUCUGUUGGAAUUGGCUUAAAAACUACAUUUUUUUUUAACUAACUGUUCUGGAGAUGAGACCUUAUAUGUUGCCAUGUCUCCACCUUGUGGACAGCCACGGGAACAGCAGGCAAUAAAUGUCCUCAUUUUGAGGAAAUAAAGACGUGAUUCAAUACAUAAAUGUAUUUAAAUUUAUUUUUAAAACUGAAGUAUAUAAUAUAGAAUAGCCCUCAAAGGUUUGCCGGAUAAAUUCCAAAAGUCAACAUUCCAGCACAGCACAGCACAGCAACAUGUAAAUUCAGAUGUGACAGAAGAUGAGUGAUUGUGUUCAUGUAGCAAUAGGCCUUCUGGAGUUGAACACCUUGGUGCCAUUUUGCAUUGAAGAUCGAGCAUAUUUGGUUAACAGCGCUCCUGUAGUCUGUUUCUCGCCACAAAGAUCCCUGGAGAGUAGGGGAGGUAACAUUACACACCAUACAAACAUGCAAAGCAAAACAAAACACUGUACUAUUUACCAUAAAUCUCUUUUUUAUAUAAACUAAGUCUUGCUUUCAGUGCAGGCUACUGCCUCAAUUUUGUCAGAUUGAUUGCUGAAACUGCCGUUACAAUGCGACUGGACACAUUUUAGGCGACAUGGGGCUUAGUGGUUAAUUAAGCACUCCAGUCUCAAAGGAGCAUGACUGAGAGGGGUUUCCCUGGCUACUCUGUUUUCCCCCACCAUCAACAACAUAAUACCAGUCAAAAGUUUAGAGACAUUCUCAUUUAUAGAAUUCGAAAGUGUAGCCAACAUUAAUCAGUUCUGGAUCAUGUCACUCAUUGCUCCUCAGUUAUUGGUUUAAUGCGGGGGUUAUAAUAACAGUUUGUAAAAAAAAUAAUGAGGAAAAAUAACUUAAUAUAAAGCAUUGUAUAGGAACUAAUCUAAAAAAGGGCACCCACUCUAUAUAUGGUAUAAUGUCCUCUUCAGUCCAUUUCUCUCGCAGUGUGAAGAGAUGGUUAAAGCGUUCCAGGGUGUCCUCAGGGAGAUCUUCUACCCUAAGCAGGCAGAUGGUCUCCGGGCGGGAGGUGCGGUCCACCAGGGCGGCACUCUGGACGAUGUACAACAUUCACACCAGGA
Molecule: messenger RNA, 5621 nt
Organism: Dunckerocampus dactyliophorus (ringed pipefish)
Lineage: Eukaryota; Metazoa; Chordata; Actinopteri; Syngnathiformes; Syngnathidae
Product: carboxypeptidase Q-like
Exons: 11
Coding region: 161-1624 (487 amino acids)
Biological process (GO): peptide catabolic process; proteolysis
Molecular function (GO): metallodipeptidase activity
Source: RefSeq, a predicted model, not a curated record